AUCGAUCACCCUUCGCACGAUCCACUUCAAUCUACAACCCGAGCACCCAGAUCUCGAUAUCACUCGCUAGCAAGAUGCGUUCUUCCAUCCUCCUCGUCGCUUUCUCGGCUCUCGCCGCUGCUCAGUCCUCCGUCGCUGUGCCCCAGGGUCAGCCCUCCGCUGCUGUCACCUCUUCCCCUGUCAUUCCGACUCAGGGCUCUCUGCCCGCUGGUGCUUCCAGCGCUCUUAUUGGAUCUAGCGGUGUUCCCUCUUCCUUCCUGAAGUCGGCCAGCGCCUCUGCUUCUACUUCCACCAAGACCUCCACCAAGACCUCCAGCUCCGACUCUUCCACCUCCACCAGCGACUCUUCCUCCAAGAGCGGCUCCAGCUCCAGCUCCAGCACCUCUUCCGGCGCUGGUGUUCCUCUCGCCACCGCUGGCCCCGUCGGUCUUUCCGUCGUGGCUGGUGCUGCCCUUGCCGCUUUUCUGUAGAUGAAGAGCGCAAGUGGUCUUCUUUGCCUUUAGAGGGAGUCGAGUCUCGACCGUCACACACACUCCACUCUGGUGGGGUACAGCAGAUACCCAUGGCGAUCGAACCUUCCAUCCAUUCUAAGCCGCAAGGGACAGGCGCUAUGAAAUCAAAGGGGAUGGAUGUUCUGCGGUUUUCUUUCUUCUGACAUAUGUAACAUUGCUGGGAAGGCUUUUAUUUCUUUGGAUCUUCUUUUCAAAGGUUCACCGCGUGUUCACCAGAGAUUCAUAACUGCGGCGCACAUAAGAUUUCAUUUCUCUAGUAAUUUUUAAUCGUUUAAUGAGGACAUGGUAAAUACACACAUUACACAGGGAUUUUCUGGAAUG
Messenger RNA from Aspergillus eucalypticola CBS 122712, 833 nucleotides. Its product is annotated as putative GPI anchored protein. The record is from RefSeq and is a predicted model, not a curated record. Lineage: Eukaryota; Fungi; Ascomycota; Eurotiomycetes; Eurotiales; Aspergillaceae. The transcript is spliced from 2 exons. Bases 75 to 470 code for a protein of 131 amino acids.